Molecule: messenger RNA, 2097 nt
Organism: Diaporthe amygdali
Lineage: Eukaryota; Fungi; Ascomycota; Sordariomycetes; Diaporthales; Diaporthaceae
Exons: 2
Coding region: 1-2097 (698 amino acids)
Molecular function (GO): calcium ion binding; NADH dehydrogenase activity
Source: RefSeq, a predicted model, not a curated record
AUGCCUUCACAAGCAUCACUCAGCGCGCUGGCUGCCCGCGCCGGGCGCCAACGAGGCCUGGCUGGAUUCCGAAAUGCCCCCUCAAUGUUGCGGAUCCAGCCCAGAGUGAUACAAGUCCGUAACCUCACCAAAAAGUCGAGAUCAGAGCCCCCUCGAUCCCCGGCCCAGCCAUCCCUCGCACAAGACCUGCAUCGACGCCAGCCCGUGGCCACCUUCGCAUCCAAGACCCAUACCAGAUUGCUGUCCGGGAGGCCUCUUCCACAACGGGAAUCAUGGGCACUCAACUUCGCUUACCGGAGCAUGGCCUGGGUGGGCAGUGGAAUAGUCUUCGUUGGCCUGGUCUUCGGUGCUUUCUUUGUCUACGACGCUUCGACCUACAACGAGCACGCGGUCGCCGCAGAAUGUGAUGUCUCGCACCUCGCAUUGAACCCUCGAAGAGGCGGCCCGAAGAACCUACCAAUCGCAGAUGUCCUCAUAGACGACGAGGACACCGAAGAUCACAAGAAGAGGAAGGAUAAGCCAAAGUUGGUCAUCCUCGGCGGCGGCUGGGGCGGUGUUGCCUUACUGAAGGAUCUGAACCCGGAGGACUAUCACGUUACCGUCAUUUCACCCGCCAAUUAUUUCCUCUUCACACCGAUGCUGCCGUCCGCGACGGUCGGGACCCUUGAGCUAAAGUCACUGGUCGAGCCGAUAAGGAGGAUACUCUCAAGGGUGAAAGGCCACUUCAUCCGCGCCAAGGCCGAAGAUGUCGACUUCUCAGGCCGACUUGUCGAAGUCUCCCAGACUGACUCGCAAGGCAAGGAGGUCAGGUUCUAUGUUCCCUAUGAUAAGUUGGUGGUUGCCGUAGGCUCGCAGACCAAUCCCCACGGCGUAAAGGGGCUUGAAAACUGCUUCUUCCUCAAGGACAUAAGGGACGCGCGGAUAAUCCGAAAUCAAGUCAUACAGAACCUUGAGUUGGCCUGCUUGCCCACCACUCCGGAUGAGGAAAGGAGACGGCUGCUCUCUUUUGUUGUCAGCGGCGGUGGUCCGACGGGCGUAGAGUUCGCCGCGGAACUUUACGACCUCCUGAAUGAGGAUCUGACGAAGCAUUUUCCAAAACUACUGCGCAACGAAAUCUCGGUACACCUGAUUCAGAGCCGUGGUCACAUCCUCAACACCUACGAUGAGGCCGUGUCAAGAUACGCCGAGGAGCGCUUCGGUAGAGACGGGAUUAAUGUUCUCACUAACUCCAGAGUCUCUGAGGUGAAGAAGGACACUAUCGUGUUCACACAAAAGGGCAAGAACGGCGAGACUAUCACCAAAGAGCUUCCAAUGGGCUUCUGCCUGUGGUCCACGGGCGUCUCUCAGACAGACUUCAGCCAGACGCUGGCCAAGAAGCUCGGGGACUUCCAGACCAACCGGCACGCGCUCGAGACGGAUACGCACCUCCGCCUGAACGGCGCCCCUCUGGGCGAUGUCUACGCCAUCGGCGACUGCUCGACGGUACAGAACAACGUGGCCGACAACAUUGUGACCUUCCUGCGCGGGAUGGCGUGGAAGCAUGGCAAGGACCCGGAGAACCUGGACCUGCACUUCACCGAGUGGCGCAAUGUGGCGGCCGAGGUGAAGCGCAAGUUCCCGCAGGCCGUCGGCCACCUAAAGCGGCUGGACCGCCUGUUCGCCGAGUUCGACAAGGACCAGAGCGGCACGCUCGACUUUGGCGAGCUGAGGGAGCUGCUCAAGCAGAUCGACAGCAAGCUCACCUCGCUGCCCGCGACCGCCCAGCGGGCCAACCAGCAGGGCCAGUACCUCGCCUUCAAGUUCAACAAGAUGGCGCACGCCGCCGCGGGCCUCAUGGCCAACGACAUCCGCGACGGGGACCUGGACGACGCCGUCUACAAGGCCUUCGAGUACCACCACCUCGGCAGUCUCGCCUACAUCGGCAACUCGGCCGUCUUCGACCUGGGUGGAGGAUGGAACCUGAGUGGUGGGCUAUGGGCCGUGUAUACGUGGCGAGGCGCCUACUUUGCGCAGUCCGUGAGCUUCAGGACGAGGAUGCUGAUGAUGAUGGACUGGACGAAGCGUGGCCUUUUCGGACGAGAUCUGAUGAGCUAUUAG